CUUGAGGCGGGGACGCUAGUGUUCGGGGCACAAGAAAUAAGCACGUAUCUUAAGACCGACCGCACUUCAGAUUCGAUGAAAUACGGUACCUCCUACGGGAGAUGGUGGUCCCCGCCCACCCGAACCCUGACCCUUUCCACGCUGGCGCGGAGCCGCCUUGGGCUCCCGGCCCCGCCCCCUGGGGGGCUCCUCCCCCACCCCGCGCAGGCGCGGAGCCUACUAACCGGCUCUUGCCCUCGAGACGCGCGGAUGCAGAGAUGGCGGAUUCCGAGCUGCAGCUGGUGGCGCGGCGGAUCCGCAGCUUCCCCGACUUCCCCGUCCCCGGCGUGCUGUUCAGGGACAUUUCACCCGUCCUGAAGGACCCCGACUCCUUCCGCGCCUCCAUCAGCCUCCUGGCUAAUCACCUGAAAAAGGCCCACGGCGGCAGGAUCGACUACAUCGCGGGCCUAGACUCCCGUGGCUUCCUGUUUGGUCCCUCCCUGGCCCAGGAGCUGGGCUUGGGCUGCGUUCUCAUCCGGAAGCGAGGGAAGCUGCCAGGCCCCACUGUGUGUGCCUCAUACGCACUGGAAUACGGGAAGGCUGAGCUGGAGAUCCAGACGGACGCCCUGGAGCCAGGGCAGAAGGUGGUGGUGGUGGAUGACCUGCUGGCCACUGGUGGAACCAUGCGUGCAGCCUGUGAGCUGCUGGGCCAGCUGCAGGCCCAGGUGCUGGAGUGCGUGAGCCUGGUGGAGCUGACCUCUCUGAAGGGCAGGGAGAAGCUGGGGACUGUGCCCUUCUUCUCUCUCCUGCAGUACGAGUGACCCCGGCCCCAGCCCCGCACCAACUGGGAGAGAAGAGGAUCGGCCAUUGGGGCAGGGCAGGGCGGGACUUGGGCGCGGGGCUGCUGCCUGGGGGGCCUGCGGGGGCUUCUGGAAGCCCCGAGGCCUGGAGCUGCAGGCUCAUUGACAGUGGAAUGAGAAUGAGAAUAAACAACUGACUUUCUA
Molecule: messenger RNA, 983 nt
Organism: Globicephala melas (long-finned pilot whale)
Lineage: Eukaryota; Metazoa; Chordata; Mammalia; Artiodactyla; Delphinidae
Gene: APRT
Product: adenine phosphoribosyltransferase
Biological process (GO): adenine salvage; AMP salvage
Cellular component (GO): cytoplasm
Molecular function (GO): adenine phosphoribosyltransferase activity; adenine binding; AMP binding
Source: RefSeq, a predicted model, not a curated record